AUGGACGUUGAUCAGUUAUCGAGCGAUGAUUCGUCUAUAUCUACAGACGUUGAUAUGGUGGAUGUUGACAGCGUUCAUUCGUUUAUUCCAAUGGUGGCAACCAAAAUCAGGGACCGGUUCAAGGAAAGCCGAUUACAGUUUGAUUCACGCGUUUCGGAUCAUGACAUUUCAACCUUGUUCCCGGUGGAAUACAACAAGUCGGAUAGCUUGCAUGAACGUAUUCAGCGUUUGAUGAGUUGUACCUUGGAUGUACCUGAUUCUGAGCUUGAGCAACUAUUGGCGAUCCAUCAAGCAACACAUGAUCGGCCAUCAAUCUACAUUAGGAGCUGGACGAUAUCAGCAGACACACUCGCAGCUCUACUCGCAAACUUGGCACUGCAUUCAUCAAGCCAUCCAUUAUUACGCAUUUGGCGGCAAUAUCAACAAGGGAACCCUGAUAAAGCUAUCCAUAUUCGUUAUGUUGGUUCAACAAUUCGUUCUGUAAACACUCGCCAUGUGCAGGAUUCCCGCAACCAGAGUGCUUUUUUGGGGAGAUUUCUUACUGCAUUACAAGGCGUGGAUAUCGAGGCAUACAAUCAUGCAAGGUUGUACGAAUUUUCUCGCAUGAAAAACGAUACCGAUGGCAAAGUAGACAGAAGGGACAUGCUUGAGCAGAUUGCAAUCACUUUCUUUGGCUUGGAGAAUUUGCUUAAUACGCAAAUAGGAGGCGUGUCGUUCACUUACGAUCCGGGUAUGAGCGCUUUUAAAGAUUUCCAAAAGUACAACCUAUCCUUCUUCAAAGCCAUGAACGACAAUAUCGAUAUCCACCAGAACGAGUUCUCCGAAAAGCUAACAACGUGGCUCAAUGUUAUCACCCAAGAAGGAGAACGAAUUGCUAGGGAGCACAACAACCAAAACAGUAUAAUCAGCCCAGCAUUAAGAACAAUGAUCCUCCAACAAGCAUUACCAAAAGUGGUUGGCGGCCAUGUAGUGCUCAUUGUGGUAGGAGCUGAGAUAUCACACGGCAGCUUUAAAACAGCAACACCUUUCUUUGUCAACAGCCGCUCAGGAGAAGUAACCAAGACGUUGCUAUGUCGACAAGCGGCAUGGUCAAGUGGGCAAGAAAAUUUCAGCUUGGAUCGUUUUCAACCGGAUCUUUUCCCAUUUAUUGAUCUAUACCCUUGGCUUGAUACGAUCAAUACCAAGAAAGCAGCACUACGACAGCUAUAUGGAUACCUUUCCACCACCGAACCAUUGGUAGUCGCUAGCCUAGGAAAGCAUCCAACGUCAGCUUUGUUCUCCAAUCUUUUGCAUCAUCAUGGUUGUGGACAUCGUUCGGAAGGGUUUUCAUAUAUCAGCACCAUUGCUUUACCUCGUAUUUGCUACUUUGUCGAUGAUCAAUGGGUUGAAGCAAGCGAGGCGGAUGAUCCCCCGGUAGACAAUGCAUUCAUUACUAUUGGAAACCUGCAUCCUGGAUACGAGAGAUACGGCGAACGCUCAAUUGACCUAAUCGAAUUGAUGGAUAUCACGUGGACAGUGACAUUGUUGGUAUCAGAAAUUGUACUUGGUGUGGUGCUCGCCAAUCCUGGGUUAUCUCGAAGUGUCAUUAUCCAACGUGUUUGGCCGUUUAUUGAUCCAAUGUCACCACAUGCCGAUGAACGUUUAUUGGGUGCUUAUUUUCAAGCUGAAAGGAUCAAGAAGGAUUAUCAAGCUUUCUAUCGAGCCAAAAUCCAGGAACAGCCAAAGUCAGCAAGAAAUGUGGAUCACGAUAUCUUAUCAAUUGCUGCAUGUGCGCGCAUGGCAGCGUAUGGUUUCGCUGAAGGUGCUCCCAAUUCAGAUGCACGCAAGAAGCAGGUCCAGAGAAUGUGGAGAAGGAAUUUACCACCUUUGCAUAUGCAUAUUUCACGAGACAACAAGGAUCAAUGGUUUCAAUGGGCGAACACGUUGAAAGAAGGGAUAUCAUUUUUUGCAAGCGCUGAGCGACAUGUUGGCAUGGCAACGCAUCACCCUUUAUGGAAUUGCUUGAGACCCUACAUCCCCUCUGAUACCAAAGCCGAUUGGCUUGAUGAUGAAGCCAACCUGACAGCUGCUUGUCUUGCAUGGGGUGCAGCAAUGAAGCUUUAUCUUCCGGACGACCAUUUUUCCAGCGACAACCAAAAGCGGAGAAUAGCAUUACGAUGGGGAGACGACGAUGAAAACUUGUAUGCGUACAUGGCUGUGAAUCAUAUGAGACUGGUGACCUUAUCAUUGACACAUCCCUUGUUAAUUCGAUGGAGAGAUGGUGACAAGAACGUCGACGUGGCGCUACGAUUCAAGGCCAAACGUCAAAAUCAAUUUGAUACAAGAGAAAGAUACCACGUCGCUUUCAACAAGGAUGGCAUAAGUUUGAAACCGGUGGAUCAGCAUGAUGACGAUAUUUUUCAUAUUCCAUUGGAUGCUGUGUAUGGAGACCCUUUGGUUAAGAAAUUAUGGAUCCACGAGAUGCAUCAGCAAGGAUAUAAGGACAUUGAUCAAGAUCCAGUAUCACACAUUGGGAUACCAGCUUUCACUGCUGUGACCAAGCCCAUCAAUCGUCAAAAAACUAUACAGCCCAUGGAUGCAUUGUGGCUCCUGCAGCAAUUCGUGAACGAGCAAACUAUCAACUUUCACCUUGCUUCAUCUGAUUUCAUCGGCAUCAUUCCUAGUGACUUUGUGUCAUUUCAGCAAAUAUUUAUCAACUUCUUGAACAACAACUAUCGACAACAUCCUUACAAUCGUUGGUGGUAUGAGAAGGUCAACGAUCUUAACAUCAAGAAGGAAUCCAAAAACAUAGCUGCCAACCUUCUUCACUUGUAUCCUAGUAGCAUCAAAGGCAACUUUCGUACAUUUAAAAAGCGCCAUGCAAAAGACCAUAGUAAUCAAAAGCAGUGCAUUACCAUUCAAAUAAAACGUUAG
This is a messenger RNA of Lichtheimia ornata, 2913 nucleotides long. RefSeq lists its product as uncharacterized. The coding region runs from base 1 to 2913 and encodes 970 amino acids. The record is from RefSeq and is a predicted model, not a curated record. NCBI's taxonomy places the organism in Eukaryota, Fungi, Mucoromycota, Mucoromycetes, Mucorales, Lichtheimiaceae. The transcript has a single exon.